Messenger RNA from Thamnophis elegans (Western terrestrial garter snake), 1927 nucleotides. RefSeq names its product glycine-rich cell wall structural protein-like. Bases 15 to 1691 code for a protein of 558 amino acids. Gene Ontology annotation, molecular function: lipid binding. The transcript is spliced from 11 exons. Lineage: Eukaryota; Metazoa; Chordata; Lepidosauria; Squamata; Natricidae. The record is from RefSeq and is a predicted model, not a curated record.
UGUCCACCUUGACCAUGGCUGAGGUCAUCUGCAUGGCCCUCCUCUGCUGCUUGCUAGGACCAGCGCUUGGGCUCAGCAGCCUCCAAGAUUUAAACUCUGCAAGGACUCGAAGGGGCUUGUUUGGAACAGGAGGAGGACUUCUCAGUGGUCUCCUUGGAGGUGGAGACAAAGGCGGUGGAGGACUUCUUAGUAGUGUCCUUGGAGGUGGAGACAAAGGCGGUGGAGGACUUCUUGGAGGUGUCCUGGGAGGUGGAGACAAAGGCGGUGGAGGACUUCUUGGAGGUGUCCUGGGAGGUGGAGACAAAGGCGGUGGAGGACUUCUUGGUGAUACCCUUGGAGGUGGAGACAAAGGCGGUGGAGGACUUCUUGGAGGUGUCCUGGGAGGUGGAAACAAAAGCGGUGGAGGACUUCUUGGAGGUGUCCUGGGAGGUGGAGACAAAGGCGGUGGAGGACUUCUUGGUGAUGCCCUUGGAGGUGGAGGACUUCUUGGAGGUGUCCUGGGAGGUGGAAACAAAAGCGGUGGAGGACUUCUUGGAGGUGUCCUGGGAGGUGGAGACAAAGGCGGUGGAGGACUUCUUGGUGAUGCCCUUGGAGGUGGAGGACUUCUUGGAGGUGUCCUGGGAGGUGGAAACAAAAGUGGUGGAGGACUUCUUGGAGGUGUCCUGGGAGGUGGAGACAAAGGCGGUGGAGGACUUCUUGGUGAUGCCCUUGGAGGUGGAGGACUUCUUGGAGGUGUCCUGGGAGGUGGAAACAAAAGCGGUGGAGGACUUCUUGGAGGUGUCCUGGGAGGUGGAGACAAAGGCGGUGGAGGACUUCUUGGUGAUGCCCUUGGAGGUGGAGGACUUCUUGGAGGUGUCCUGGGAGGUGGAAACAAAAGCGGUGGAGGACUUCUUGGAGGUGUCCUGGGAGGUGGAGACAAAGGCGUGCUUGGUGGUGUCCUUGGUGGGGAUGGAGGGAAAGGAGGAGGUCUUCUGGGGGGUGUCGGGGGUCUUCUCAAUACAGCCAAUGGAGUCCUACCUGGAGCUAGUGGUCUCCUGAAUGGAGUUCUGAAUCAGAAACAACUUCUUGAUCUCCUGACGGGUCAGAACGGUCUUCUUGGACUGACAGAUGCCCUCAGCUUACUGGGAAUCGGAGGCCUCGGAGAGCCAUUCCAGUGGCAAGAUUUACUGAACAUUCAUUUUAUCAGAGGAUCGUGGAAGAUGGUACCCGGGACGCGGUUAAUCCUCAACUUCCAAUCGCAGAUCGUCAUGAAAUUGCCAGGGCUGCUGUUUCGGACUAUCACCGUGGAUGUGGACAUCACUGCAGACCUGGCCAUCACCCAAGACAAACCUGGUGACCUCAAGUUGGUCCUUAAUAAUUGCAAAAAGCUUGUGUCUGGUUUUACCGUCAAGCUGCCUGCAGGCCUGAUUUCCUUGCUGGUCAGCAACAUGGUCAACUUGGCCAUUCAGAACACCCUGCCUGGAAUGUUCUGUCCCAUAUUUCAAGUCUGGUUCGACAUCAUCAAUCUGCAACUCCAGAUUCUCAACAAAUACUUCACCUUUGGGCUCUUGGGCAAAAUCCACACCGCCCUCUCCACCAUGCCGAUCUCAUCCGGAUAUUUCUCUGAGCUGGAUUUGAAGGACAAGCCAUUCCCAGGAUUCUUCCUCCAGUGGCUCCUUGGACAUGCGAAGGUCAACCCGAAGGCCGAGUGAGAUGCUCCAGGAAACCAAAGGCGAGAGGCCGCCCACCCUGGAUGCCCGACUCCUGAGCAUCGUCCAAGGGACGCCCUUCCCCAGGAGCCCGUCUGCGGAAGCCUCACGCCGCAAACAUCUGGAAUGUCUUCCUCUCCCAGCUGUUCACGCUCUUUGCAAACCCACCUGGGAGACGAUUAUGCACCCCGGGGCGAAAUAAAAGCAUGCAUUAAAAACAAAUGAAUACAUUGCUUAAA